Nicotiana attenuata is the source of this 603-nucleotide messenger RNA. RefSeq lists its product as uncharacterized. The record is from RefSeq and is a predicted model, not a curated record. The transcript has a single exon. Bases 1 to 603 code for a protein of 200 amino acids. Lineage: Eukaryota; Viridiplantae; Streptophyta; Magnoliopsida; Solanales; Solanaceae.
AUGCCUGCCUAUGUUAAGUUCUUGAAGGAGAUCCUGACGAAGAAGAGGAUAAUAGAGGAGACUGCAGUGGUCAAGCUCACAGAGCAUUGCAGCGCGAUAUUGCAAAAUAAACUCCCACAAAAGUGUGGAGAUCCAGGGAGUUUUACUAUACCUUGCUCAUUAGGAACUAUUAAUUUUAAUAAAUCUUUAUGUGACUUUGGUGCCUCAAUUAAUUUAAUGCCUCUAUCUAUUUACAGGAAACUGGAGAAGGAGAUUGAAGAGAUAAGGUCUUCACCAAUAUCUUUGCAGCUGGCAGGCCAAACGACUUUAAUACACGAGGGGAUAGUGGAAGAUGUGUUAGUUCGGGUGGAUAAGUCUGUAUUUCAUGUAGAUUUUGUAGUGGUGAAAAUAGAGGAAAACAAGGAGGUCACUCUCAUCCUAGGAAAACCAUUCUUAGCGACGGGCAUAGCUAUAUUAGAUAUACAAGAGAGAAAACUCAUGCCUAGAGUGGGUGAGGAAAUUGUGACUUUCAAGAUGGAUGUAGAAAAGGGGGCGCAAAAGGACAAACCAGCUGCAAGUGUUGAGUGGAAAAUAAAGGGCUCGAAAGAGAAGGUUGGUGAGUGA